Molecule: messenger RNA, 3769 nt
Organism: Paramisgurnus dabryanus
Lineage: Eukaryota; Metazoa; Chordata; Actinopteri; Cypriniformes; Cobitidae
Gene: ccser1
Product: coiled-coil serine-rich protein 1
Source: RefSeq, a predicted model, not a curated record
CGCGGAAGAAGAAGCAUGAGCGCAUUCCACGUCACUUGAAGUGGAUUUGCGCGAGCGACCUAGGCAUUUUGACACAAGAAUUUGACGCUUUGAGGUGAAUUUCGCCGUUUGUGAUGCCACGAUCGUUUUGGCGUCACGCCCAUACGGACAGUUAACGGAAUAACAGCCGAUGAUCGGAGAAUUUAGCUAAAGAGUGUCUGCUUCCGAUCUUAAUGGGCGAAUCAGGGACACGUCGCUCCACCCUGGUCUCCAGGCUUCCCAUCUUCAGGCGUAGCUCGAGCAAGAGACAGGAAUCGCUUCCUUCCUCGCCUUCCUCCGGUGGUGUCAGCAAUGGCGUCCACACCUCCUCGCCGUCCAGCACCAACUCCAGCUCCAGCAGCACGGGCAAACGCCGCAGUAUCUUUCGCACACCGUCCCUCAGCUUCCACAGCAAGAGGAACAGUGACCCCAUUCAGCUCAACCUGGAUAAUCGAAACCAGGGGUGCGACGCUAUCCUACGUGAAAGUUGCAAUCCGAAGCGGCAUUCGUUCGGAUUCGGUGGGCAUAAGAAAAAGAUCACACGCUCUCAGACGGAAGACCUCGAGAAAGCCUCUGCCAAUCGCAACGUAUUUAUCAACUGCAUCAGCUCAAGGACGAACGAGGGAGAUGAUUCGGGUUUCCUCGAUGAUGUGAGCAGCAAGAGGUCUUCCAAGCAUAAGAAACAACUCCUACCCAAGUCCUUCUCAGCUCACCAGCGGUUUUCAAAGAACUCGUCCGAUGUGCCCGAACAGGCUAAAGUUCAGGAUGAUCCAGAGGAGCCACCUAAAACUGGAACCCCAGGUUCCUGGCCUGGAGAGUUGGUUGAGAGUUCUCUACAAUCACCUAUUAUUUCUGAGGACCGUACCACAGCGAUCACACCCUCUGAUUUUGUACCCAUCACUGAAGACUCUGUAUCAGAAGUGGAUGCUCUGCCUGCCCCCAGCCCUGCGGCUCCCCCAGAAAACGUUAGCCAGGUUGUUUCUACCUCACAGGUCCCCUUAAGCCCAGCCCAUGCCACCACAGAUAAGCCAAUACUGCCAGAUACCAGCAACACAGCCAACACACAGUGCGAAAGCACCACUGCCCAUACAGAACCAGUAACGCUGCAGACUGUCCAAGAGAUUAACACUGAACCGAACCCGGAUCAGUCAGAGGCCAGUGAGAACGAACAAGCUCAAGAACUGAGCGAGGACAGCAGCUCCAAUCUUGUAGGCCGUGAAAGGCGGUCUAGGAAUGCUGUUUUUAUUCAGCAUGCCGGGAAAUCAUCCAUCCAAAGCAAACUCGAGACCAGGCCAAUCCACCUGAGAAAGCCGCACACAGUGUCCAUGUGCAGCAGCGUGAGCCCCUACCAUGAGGUGAUGCGGAUGGAGAGACGUCUAAGGUCGGCCUCUGAGGGGGCCGGAGGUCCCAGACUUCAUCUCAGCCUUAGGGAUCCCCACUGCAUGGAGCCUAACACUUUAUCCAAACAGAGAACCAACUCCUCAUCUUCCAAACUGGGCAGCCUGGAUUUUUUAAAUAAUCUUGGUUCUUCUGAGCUGGAUGAAGAUGACCUAAUGUUGGAUCUUGACCUCUCUGACGACCAGCGACCUCGCCAUGUGUCACGGGAGGACUCCAGUCAAUCCCUUGCAUCAUGCCUAAACCUGCUCCACUCACCACUGGAUGCCCCCAUGGAGCGGACCCCAGGAAAAGAGCCCAGAGAGCCCUCCCACAGGGAACAGCGCCCGAUGUCACUUUGCCUCUCCCGUGAUGACGAACUAUUGGCCGGUUUGGAAGCGUUGCCGUUCAGAUUGAUGCAGCAGGACUGCACGGCAGUGAAGACUCUGCUGCUGCGUCUGCGCAGGACCCUGCAGGAGAGCACUGAGAUCAGUCCUGCAAGCAGCCUUCAUUCUUUACCCAUAAGCCCUUGCAGUGAGAAAUCACUUCCUUUAAAGGAUCCUGGGAGAGAAGAGAACCAGUUUCUGCAACAGCAGCUGAAGGAUAAAGAUGAACUCAUUCUCCGAUUGCAUGCGGAGUUGGAAACUGUUCGUGCUGCUCAGAAAACUCUUUGCCAAAAAGCUGACAAGACCACUCAGACAGAUGUUUUAGUCUCAGAGGCAGUUCAUCCAAGUCGACCGGCAGGCCAAAACAACAACAUUUCCAGCAGCGGCAGCCUCACAAGGGAGCGAUGGGCGAUGCGAGCGCUCGCCGCAGACCAGCACGCGAGACCUGCGGCGGAGAGAGCGAUUGUUUGUGAGGACCAUGCUUGCAGCAGUUUAAUCACGUGCCAAGGUGGGGGAGGUUUGCGGGAUCCGGGACGAAGAGUUGCUGAAGGUGGCCAGACGUCAUCUGAGGUACCCGGGCUGCGGAAGACAGAACACCAGGGGCCAUCUCAGAUCCCUCGUGCGGUAACAGGAAGUAGCAUGAGUUUGCCCAGCAAGGCCAGUCCCUCACGCAGCCUGUCUUCCGACAGCGAGAGGGGGCUUCGCAGCGAGCGAGUGCCUCUGCCUAGGCUUCAGUCCUCCUUCACUGGCCGUCUGGGACAGCCGCCCCGUGGUCCGUUGUCAUUACACAUGUACAGUCGAAAAAACGUCUUUCUACAGCACUCUCUGCAAACGUCCGAACUGCAAGCUCUGGCUCAGCAGGAUGGCUGAGACCACACACACAAAACAUUGACACAUCCCUCAGAUGGAUACAAACUCUACUUAAAUAUUCAACUUUGGUGCAGUUUCUCAGCGAUGUGACCAUGAGUACCUUCAGAUCCACAUUUGUUACACACAUAACUAAUUCUGUUUUUCCUCACUUAGACUUUAAGUAUACACAAGAACUGAUUCAUUUUGAAAUCUUCAUUUAUAUUGUGUCAAAACCAAUCCAUCAUCUGCACUACGUAAGCCUUUUUAAAGAAAUAGAACAUGCUGCUAAGUACUUUAGAUAAAUUUUUGUCAAAAAACAUUACUUAAAAAAAUUAUACAGAGGUACAGUAUGUGCAAAUGAGGAUGUCAAGAUGAAAGAUAGGAAACAAGGGUCCAAAAUUAACACUUAAAAAUUUUUUUUUGGCAAGUAAAUGAAACCAGUUGGCUGAUUUUAUUUGGAACGGUAACAUUACAGUUGGUUUUAAACCAUUUAACUUGUUAAUUUGUGGAAAAUGCUGUGGUCAGCUGCAUAAACACUGCCGCUAAGUUAAGGUUUACAUUCAUGCAUUUGGCAGACGCGUUUAUCCAGUGUAUUGCAAGGUAUUCAGUUUUUUACCAGUACUGUAUGUGUGUUCCUUGGUUUUGAACUCAUUGCCUUUUGCGCUGCUAAUGCAAUGCUCUACCAUUGAGCUAUACAUAAACACUGCAUCUUUGAACUAGUCUGACCAACUAGCAAUUACAGUUGUUAGGGCUAAUCUGUUACAGUGGGUUCACACCAGCCGCGCUUGAUGCGUCAAAAUUGCGUCUACCGCGCCUAGUUUGCCACUUGAACAGUUUGAGUUUACUCGCUUCAUUCCCGCGUGAAAUUCUAGUCAACGAGACAUUCACAAGGAAAUUUCGCGUCAUGGGAGGGGCUUCUGCGGCUCGCUUUCUGUAAUCACGUCACUGCUAGAGCAAGCUCCUGAUUGGUUAACGCAGCACGUUUUUCCGUCAAAGUUCAAAUUUUUCAAUUCGCGUUUGCUAAACGCCUCAUUCGUGCCACAAGACCUCCAGACGCGCGUCAAUGCGUCUUUACAUUGACUUCACAUUGAAAUCACUCGCGCUUAAAGGAAUAGUCUACUCAUUUUCAAUAUUAAACUAUG